GUUAUGGCCGCCAGGCUCCUUCCCGCUGUCAAGUUUAUCAUCAAAGGAAGCCUGGCUGGAGCUGCUGUAUACAUGGUGUAUGAUCAGGGGCUGCUAGGCAGUGGGGUGCAAGGUGCUGAAGCUCUCAAAAAAGCCCAAGAAACCUUUCCUCCAGCUAUUCAAGAAUGGACAAAUUACAUUGGCUGGGAGCUUCCAUCCACUCCAAAAUUUGACUUUUCUCCCUCUAACUCCUGGAAUAAAGGAGUGCAGACAGUCAUGUCUGCCUUGUCUGUAGCUCCCACCAGGGCCUGUGAAUACACCAUGGAAGGCUGGAAGUAUGUGAAGGAACUUGUCAAAUGAACACAUUCUCCAGGGUUCAUGGCUGUCUUCAUGCUAUCUUGCCUUUAGGAUGCUGCAUAGUCCAUCCCUUGAGAGGGCAGCUCAACCAUGCAAGGGCUACAAUAAAAAACUUUGGAACUUC
This is a messenger RNA of Tinamus guttatus (white-throated tinamou), 460 nucleotides long. It is a transcript of the gene MICOS13, whose product is annotated as mitochondrial contact site and cristae organizing system subunit 13. Gene Ontology annotation, biological process: cristae formation. Gene Ontology annotation, cellular component: mitochondrial crista junction; MICOS complex. The record is from RefSeq and is a predicted model, not a curated record. Lineage: Eukaryota; Metazoa; Chordata; Aves; Tinamiformes; Tinamidae.